Molecule: messenger RNA, 1995 nt
Organism: Brenthis ino (lesser marbled fritillary)
Lineage: Eukaryota; Metazoa; Arthropoda; Insecta; Lepidoptera; Nymphalidae
Source: the annotation of a GenBank genome assembly
AUGCAUGCCGUAGCGACAAACGCAGCUAAAUCUGAGCAGCUGCGUGAUGGUGUAACCGCAUGUGACGCAUUCAGGUUUAUUUUUGCUGCAUCGCAUCGUUCAAAUUUCCCUCUUGGCACCGGAGACAACAAGUCUAUACCUCCGGCGGGCGUCGCAAUCGUUACAAAGCGCGUCGGUCUGCAUCGUCUGACAUGCGCACUACGGCUGUCUGCUCAUUCGGCUGCGAGGGAAGUGAGGAGAACCGACGCUGCACACCGGCGAGUAGCACCGCUCCGCCGCACCACCCGCGCCGCAGUCCUCCCGCCGCGCCGGUUCUGUGCGCUCCACACUAACCGCAUCAUGGUAAUGGACAACCGCACGAAUGAAGAAAACAAAAACGAACAACACUCAGACAUAUUUAUUACCAAUUUUCAAAAUGGCGAGUCGGUUAAUUAUUCUCUUGUUCUUAUUAAAGGAUUAAUAACAUCUGGAAUUUGCAGUAAUAAAGAUAAAAUAAAAUGUACAGUUUCUAAUAACGGAAAUGAGAAUGAAACACAUUGGGAAGUGUACAACAGAGAGUUUAAAACAAUAAUUGAACUCAAAAAAGGCGAGAAUAUUAUUGAUUUCCUUUACACUAAUCAUCAAAAGAAAACACUACUACUAGACUAUGAACCGAGGAAGACUAAUCUUAAAGUUACUCCUGUGUACAUAAUUUGCCAGGGACACGACGGCUGUUUUCAAAGUCCACCUGAAGUUGACAAUUCUAUAGAAAGCGCUUGUACGCGAAUAUCUAUCGGUGCAAAAUUAAUACAAAGCGUGACAGCUGAAAAACUGUUUGAGAGUGGAUUUGGAAGAAAAACAUUUCAACUUGAACAUGAAGUCAAUCAAAAGAGACCAGAAUGCAUUGUUUUUCGAAGUAGCUUAAAUGUAAAUAAAGCCAGAAAAAUGAGGCAAAGUGAGCUUUGGACGCAUUUUGGUAGAGAAAUUAUGCUUUCUGAUUUAGGAAGUAAUGAGAGAAAAUAUCUUGCUUUUAUUUCAUGUACAAGAUAUAAAGGCACAGAUGUAGAUAAACCUAUGACGCAUGAUGAAAUUGUUUCUAUAACUGAAGCGUACGCAGCAUUAGGCGGAGGAGGCUUAGCAUUAUUUGGCACAGCUUGUUUGUAUACAUGGCCUACUUCUGUGGAGGAAAUAGUACCAAGAUUCUUAGACGUUACCGCUGUCAAUUCACGUCGUUUUAUGGAUGACAGUGGAUAUAGAGGGACCCUAGGCGGAUGCUAUGCUACCACAUUAGGUUCUGUAUUUCACGAACUUGGUCAUACAUUUGAUCUUGGUCAUACAAAAGAUGGCAUAAUGGGAAGAGGCUUUGAUAAUAUUGAUCGCGUAUUUCUAGUAGGAGAUAAGAGAUCGUCACUUGUAAAAGAUAAUAUGAACAAUUACAAUGGAAAACCAGUGCAACAUUCUACUGUUUCUCUUCAGCGUAAUAUAAAUGUAACGAUGAAUGUAGCAGAGCCAUUAAGAGUUUUAGGUCCGCGAAGUAAAACCACAUUAGGUAAUUUUGCUUCUAUGUCAAAAUCUGACAUCGUAAGACGAAGUCCCAAUGUAACACCUAUAACAAGACCAUCGAGUGUUUAUUCAACUAUAACGAACAAACUUUCGGACUCUAAGAAAGCUCUCAAUAGAACUAACAAUAAUGAUUCUAUUUAUUGGACAAGGAAUUGUGCUGUUCUAUUAUCGUAUCAUCGAUGGUUUAAUAAUGAGUAUGGUAGGGAGAGGCAAGCCAUCACCCGAUACUUAAAGUUCGAUAAAAACAAAAUGAUGAUAAUAUCUACUGCAGGUAUACGCAUUGUUGAAGUGAGGGAUGAAUCUAAUGGCAUGGUUUUAGAUUCGUAUGAAUUUACAAAUCUACUCCCAGAAAAGAGAUUUUUAGUGCCGUUUACCUUUUCACCCAAAAGUAAAGUGUUAACUAUAGUAGUGGAAGACGAUUUAGGUAAUGUUUUAAAACAAACAUUUUCCUAU